AUGACUGCGACGGUAGCCCCACCUGCUGCAGCAUCUGUCUGUGAUGGUCAGGGUGUUGAGAAGCGUGCGCGACGCUUUUCAAGUGCCUGCAGCUGUGUUGGCAUUGCUCCAGUCACGACUACGACUAGUGUCGCUGCAGUUUCAUCGACCAGUGCCGCUGCAGGUUCAGUUCCAAUUGCACUCGGCCAAGUUGCAACAGGACAAAAUGCUGUUUUGUGCAUUCCCAGCGACAGCUUCGCCUACGCCUACAACGCCGAUGCAGGCUUCGAUUUCAUUCAGCCCGACCGCGUCACGAUCGGCACAUCGUAUACCGUCCCUCAAGCUGGCAACAUCGUCUCUGCAACAUUCUUCGAUGGAUACUCGGGAGGCAAACAGGCGUUCCAGGUGUGGCGACAGACAAACCUGUACAGAUACACCCUCAUCGGUGUCAGCGAGACUCUCGAUUCUAAUGGGUCAGGGCAGGUGCGUUCUUUUGUCCUUGCCCAGCCCAUUCCUGUUCUGGCUGGAGAUUGA
This is a messenger RNA of Protomyces lactucae-debilis, 513 nucleotides long. RefSeq lists its product as uncharacterized. The transcript has a single exon. The record is from RefSeq and is a predicted model, not a curated record. Bases 1 to 513 code for a protein of 170 amino acids. Lineage: Eukaryota; Fungi; Ascomycota; Taphrinomycetes; Taphrinales; Protomycetaceae.